CAUUGCGCCGACGCCAUCCAGCCCUCAGGAACCUGGACUCAGCCGGGGCGGGACUCUGGCAGCCCCCAGUAAAAUGUUGGAUACAAGUGAAGAGAGGACCUCCCGAUGUUGUUCCUGAGCAAAGGGAAAGCUUUCAGUGUCUCACCACUGAGCACAGCAGCCGAGGGAUUUUCACGGAUGGUCUUCAUCAGUUUGAGGGCGGUCUCUUCUAGUCCAGCUUUGUGGACUUUUUUUUCUGGGUCUGUUGAGACCAUCAUGUGGUUUUUGUCCUUUAUUCUAUUAGUAUGGCAUAUUACACUGAUUGACUUUCAUUUGUUAAAUCAAUCUUGCAUUCCUGGGAUAAAUCCCGCUUGGUCUUUUUUAUAUGUUGCUGGAUUCGAUUUGCUAAUACUCAGUCUAGCAGUCCUGCAUCUAUAUUCAUAAAUGAUAUUGGUCUGUAGUUUUCUUUCUUUGUGAUGUCUUUGUUGGGUUUGGUGUCAGGGUGCUCCUGGCUGUGUAGGAUGAGGUAGGAAGCAUUCUCUCUUCUUCUCCUUGUAUUUUUGGUGCUUUCUCUUCACUGCAUCUCCAUGUGUUGCUCAGUGUAACUGCCUUGCUCGCUGGGGUCCAGCACUUGGCCCAGCCAUGUCCCUGGAAGUUCACAGUUUACUGCGUCGACCAUGCUUGGCCACGAGUAUCCACUGGAUGUUGGCCCCUGUGAAAGGGGUACGGUGAGAGCCCCUCUCUGGGAAGAUAAAAAGUCAGUGCUCUGAAACCCUGCACUCCAGCUCUCAAGUGGCCGUCGGUCAGGCCUUGGGGGAGCUCCUGUUACACAACUGCCCAGGCCUCUUGGUUGGAAAUGCAUUUUUCUGGGUUUCUGUGAAGGCGUUUCAGAACAAGGAACUCUGCUCAGUUAUGUUUAGGCCACAACGAGCGAGGUGCGGGAGGUGUCACCCCUGCAGGAAGUGGGAGCCCAUCUGAGAAGCUCCUCAAGACAACGUCAGCCACAUACCAGAAGGGAUAUGUGAGAUGCCGCCUCAGUGUGGCCUGAUGCGUGGUGCCAUGCUUGUGCCCAGGAUCCGAAGCGGCGAAACCCUCGACCUCCGAAGCGGAGCAUAUGAUCUUAACCAGUCAGCCACGGGGCCAGCCCCAGGCAGAGUGUUCUAAGUGGCACCAUCUCGCCUGGGAGUCCACCAAACUGUCACCAGCCACUGAGCCAGACAGCCUGCAGGUGCCCCUAACGUCCUAUUCCACAAACUGCAUGUAAACCUGACAACAUGGAGAGAGUUCUGGGGGAAGAGGAUGACUGUUUUGGUUUUGCUUUGCUUGGAUGGAUGGUCCUCAUUUUGCUGUAAACAAGUUCACAUCCUGUCACACCAGCCUUUCCACUUUCAAAGGAGUGGGAAGAGCAGAAGGACAAAGACCACUCAGCCCCAGGAAUAAAUAAGCCUGAGGGGGUUUGUGAUGGUCACAUGAUGAGACAGGUGAUGGAUCCCCAUGAUGCAGGGACUGGCAUGGAGCAGAUGCUCAGUCCACAACACCUCUCACGGAUAUCCACAAGUGAGAGCUGCUGUUAGGGUCCCCCAGGGUCCUCCAAGCUUGACAGGUGCUCCUGGGCUGGGAGGGGCUGCCAUUGGGGUCUGAGGGGCCCUACGGGUGCCCCAAGUUGGAGGGCUGGAGGUGGUCCCCAGGGGUCUGCUUGCCUCCUUUCAGGACACUGUCUGUAGCUGGAAGCUCAGAACAGAACAGCCAGCACAAGUUCUGCCAAUUCACAGAACCCUCCCCACAGCCGGGCGCUCCCUCGUCAGUGGGUGAGGGUGGCUUACUGCCAUCCCAUUGUGCCAGAGGUCAGGGACUGCCCAGGGCCUCUCAGCCACAUUCACACCCUCAUCUUACCAGCGUCUUGCCUGACUCCCGCAGCCCCCACACCUCCCAGGGUCGAGGGGCCUGGAUGGUGCCCCGCUGGUGGAGUCCGUGUGUUGGGAUGAGGGAUCAAGGCAGGUGUCUGCAGCAGUGGCUCCAGACCCCACCCAGACCUGGACCUUGGCCUCCACUGGCCUCCCAAGGCCACCUUGGUGACCUGGGCUAGUCAGUUACCUGGGGACCUGGGCUUCCUCAUCUGUGAACCGGGCACAGUCACAGGGCUUACCUAGAACCUGGGGAGCGCUGGUCUUGACCGUGUGAGGAGUGGGUAGCGUGGGCUGAGUACGCGUGGGACCGCGAGGCAGGGCCCAGCGCUGGAUCUGGAGCCCGGGAUGGGGCGGGCCUUGCGCACAGGCGGCGCGGGCGGGGCGGGCGCAGCACGCAGAGCGGAGGAGGCGGUGACAGCAGGUGAGUCACAGUAAGUCCUGUGGGGACGGACUCAGGCCAGAGAGGAGGCGAAGGCUCAGGUGCCAGCAGCUGGCUUGGUGCUUGUCUCAGCCACCCACCAUGGCCCAGGAGCUGCCCAGCACUGCCAGCCUGGCACGCUUCUGCCAGAAGCUGAACCGGCUGAAGCCACUGGAGUACACCAUGGAGACAUCGCUGAGGCGCUGCUUGACCACGCUGGACCUGACCCUACUGGGUGUGGGUUGCAUGGUGGGCUCAGGCCUCUAUGUGCUCACAGGCACUGUGGCCAAGGAGAUGGCUGGCCCUGCGGUGCUCAUGUCUUUCGGUGUGGCCGCCGUGGCCUCCCUGCUUGCAGCCCUGUGCUAUGCAGAGUUUGGGGCACGUGUGCCCCGCACUGGCUCUGCCUACCUGUUCACCUAUGUGUCCAUAGGUGAGCUGUGGGCCUUCCUCAUCGGCUGGGAUGUGCUCCUUGAGUACCUCAUUGGUGGAGCUGCCACAGCCCGCGCCUGGAGCAGCUACCUGGACUCCAUCUUUAGCCACCGCAUCCGCAACUUCACCGAGGCCCAUGUGGGCAUCUUGCAGGUGCCCUUCCUGGCCCAGUACCCGGACUUCUUGGCUGCUGGCAUUGUACUUUUGGCCUCCACAUUCAUCUCCUGCGGAGCCCGCAUCUCUUCCUGGGUCAACCACACCUUCUCUGCCAUCAGCCUGGCCAUCAUCCUCUUCAUCAUCAUCCUGGGGUUUGUCCUGGCCCGCCCACACAACUGGAGCGCUGAGGAGGGCGGCUUUGCGCCCUUUGGCUUCUCUGGCAUCAUGACUGGCACUGCCACCUGCUUCUACGCCUUUGUGGGCUUUGAUGUCAUUGCUGCCUCCAGCGAGGAGGCCCGGAACCCGAAGCGAGCAGUGCCUAUGGCCAUCGCCAUCUCACUUGGCCUGGCGGCUGGUGCUUAUAUCCUCGUCUCCACUGUGCUCACCCUCAUGGUGCCCUGGCACAGCCUGGACCCUAACUCAGCACUCGCUGAUGCCUUCUACCAGCGAGGCUAUAGCUGGGCGGGCUUCAUCGUGGCGGCUGGCUCCAUCUGCGCCAUGAACACUGUCCUGCUCACCGCCCUCUUUUCCCUGCCUCGCAUCAUCUAUGCCAUGGCCGUCGACGGGCUCUUCUUCCGUGUGUUUGCCUACGUGCACCCCCGGACCCAGGUGCCUGUGGUGGGCAUCCUGGUGUUUGGGGCCCUCAUGGCUUUCCUGGUGCUGCUGCUGGACCUUGAGGCACUGGUCCAGUUUCUGUCCAUCGGCACACUGAUGGCCUACACCUUCGUGGCCACGAGCAUUAUUGUGCUACGCUUCCAAAAGGCCCCUCCAGUCAGUUCCCUGGGCCCAGCCAGCCCUGGCCCCAUGGCCAAGGAGUACAACUCCUUCUCAGACCACAUACAACUGGUGGGCACAGAGCCAGCCUCAGCCCCUGAGCCCGGGCAGCUGCGACCAGCCCUGAGGCCCUACCUCGGCUUCCUGGGUGGGUGCAGACCCGGAGCCGCCGUGGCUUGGGCACUUGGUGUCCUGGUGGCCUCGGCCAUCACCCUGGGCUGUGUGCUGGUCUUCGGGGACUCGGCCCUGCAACUCCCGCCCUGGGGCUACACCCUGCUGCUCCUGCUCAGCUCCGCCACGUUUCUGCUCAGUCUCCUCGUCCUGGGGGCCCACCAGCAACAGCGCCGGCAGGACACCUUUCAGGUUCCCAUGGCCCCCCUGACUCCAGCCCUGAGCAUCCUCCUCAACGUCAUCCUCAUGCUGAAGCUGAGCUACCUGACCUGGCUGCGCUUCUCCAUCUGGCUGCUGAUCGGACUCGUGGUGUAUUUUGGCUACGGCAUCUGGCACAGCAAGGAAAACCAGCGGGAGAGGUCGGAGUUGACUGCCACACACUACGUGGUGUACCCCAGCAGCAGCCUGGAGGCAACGGUGCAGGCCGUGCAGCCCCCCAGCCAGGCACCAGCCAAGGAGCCCGGCCACACAGAGCAGCCCACCAGUCCAUGAGUACUGCUGGGGUCCUGCCCUCCCUCCCCCACCUCCUCAGGAGGCCGGAGGGGCUGGCAGCCCCUCUAUCCAGGGCAGCUCAGGUUUGCAGGCCUGCCCAUGCCGUGGGGUACUCAGGACCUCAGGA
This is a messenger RNA of Equus quagga, 4453 nucleotides long. RefSeq names its product cationic amino acid transporter 4-like. Gene Ontology annotation, cellular component: plasma membrane. The coding region runs from base 2407 to 4326 and encodes 639 amino acids. NCBI's taxonomy places the organism in Eukaryota, Metazoa, Chordata, Mammalia, Perissodactyla, Equidae. The transcript is spliced from 5 exons. The record is from RefSeq and is a predicted model, not a curated record. Gene Ontology annotation, molecular function: amino acid transmembrane transporter activity. Gene Ontology annotation, biological process: transmembrane transport; amino acid transport.